ACUUAUAUGUAUUUAAUGUAGACUGUGGUUAACUUUAACAUUUAUUGGUACUAUUUUACAAAUGGUGGAUGACAAUCAGUUUUAAGUCAUGUGGAAUGAGAAAAAUUUUAGAUUUACGUGAAUUUUGUAUAAAAAAUCAUAUGUGAAGAAAAUAUUUCUUAAAAAAAAAUAUUUAUAUUUUCCUAUUAUAUUUGAUCAAAUAAAACACAAUUCUUUUGAUAAGAAAAAAUUACCAGAAUUGUUUCAUUGAAAGAAAUUUGCUUUAUAAUUUGUAGAUAUUUCAUUUAAGGACAAGAUUAUUGGAUUCUAAUAAAAUUUUAAAAAUGGAGGUGGAUUAUAGUAGCAAUUGUGAUGUUAAAAUUCCAGAAUGUAAAAAAUUAGCAAAUGAAGGAAAGUUACAUGAUGCUUUGGACCAAUUAUUAGCAUUAGAAAAAUUAGCACGAACAAGUGCAGAUGUGUCAUCUACAUCACGAAUUCUUGUUGCUAUUGUUCAAAUUUGUUUAGAAGCAAAGAAUUGGGCAGUAUUAAAUGAACACAUAGUAUUGUUGUCCAAAAGACGUUCUCAAUUAAAACGAGCUGUUACAGCAAUGGUUCAGGAAUGUUGUACUUAUGUAGAUAAAAUGCCUGAUAAAGCCAAAAUUAAAUUGAUAGAAACAUUACGUACUGUAACAGAAGGAAAGAUAUAUGUAGAAGUUGAAAGAGCAAGACUUACUCAUCGUUUGGCAAAAAUCAAAGAAGAAGAUGGAGAUAUUUCAGGUGCAGCAGCUGUUAUGCUUGAAUUACAAGUUGAAACAUAUGGUAGUAUGUCACGUUUAGAAAAAGCAUCUCUUAUUCUAGAGCAAAUGCGAUUAUGUUUAGCAAAAAAAGAUUUUAUGCGCACUCAAAUAAUAGCUAAGAAAAUUAAUGUUAAAUUUUUUAAUGAUGAAAAUGAUGAAGAAACACAAUCUCUUAAAUUGAAAUAUUAUGACCUAAUGAUGGAAUUGGCUCGUCAUGAAGGUUGGCAUUUAGAAUUAUGUAGACAUAAUCGAGCAGUAUUGGAAACUCCAACAGUUAGAGAUGAUCCUGAAAAAAGACAUGCUGCACUUUCACGAGCUGUUCUGUAUCUUGUACUUGCACCACAUGAACCAGAACAAGCUGAUUUGACCCAUAGGUUGCUUUCUGAUAAACUUCUUGAUGAGAUACCAACAUACAAGGAAUUAUUACGACUUUUUGUAAAUCCAGAACUAAUAAAAUGGUCAGGACUUUGCGAAAUUUACGAAAGAGAUCUUAAAGCUACAGAAGUUUUUAGCCUAUGGACUGAAGAAGGACGUAAGCGCUGGACCGAUCUUCGAAAUCGUGUUGUUGAACAUAAUAUCAGAAUUAUGGCAAAAUAUUACACAAAAAUUACAUUGACUCGCAUGGCUGAAUUAUUGGAUUUACCAGUUGAAGAAACUGAAGCAUGUCUGUGCAGUUUAGUAGAAACUGGUGUGAUAAAUGCCCGUACGGAUCGUCCAGCCGGUGUGGUUCGUUUUACAGGAACCCAAGAGCCGGCUGCUCUUUUGGACGCAUGGGCUGCAUCAUUAUCAAAACUAAUGAGUCUUGUCAAUCAUACAACUCAUCUUAUUCAUCAAGAAGAAAUGUUGGCUGUAGCUCAAUCCUGAAAGAUAAAUUUUCACUUUUUCUUUUUCCCUAUUUGUUUUCUUCUUUCUUUCUUCUUUUUGUAUCAAAACUUGUUUAAUUUUCUUCUUUAUAUAAUCCUUUUACAAAAGUUAUUUCCAUAAAACGACUGCACAUAAAUAAUUGUACACUUUCUAUAAAACUUUAAAAAACUUUAAAAAAGCAUUUAGAGUUGCUUUUGGUCUGUUUUUAACACGUGUACUAUAUCUUAAAAAUAAACAUUAUGCGAAACAUAAAA
Molecule: messenger RNA, 1894 nt
Organism: Apis florea (little honeybee)
Lineage: Eukaryota; Metazoa; Arthropoda; Insecta; Hymenoptera; Apidae
Gene: Rpn5
Product: regulatory particle non-ATPase 5
Cellular component (GO): cytoplasm; proteasome regulatory particle, lid subcomplex
Source: RefSeq, a predicted model, not a curated record